GACAGCGGACGGGGGAAGACCCCGGAGCAGAAAACCGUGUGCAUUCACAAUAUACAUAAUUGUUGAUUAUUUCCAGUAAAGUGGGCGGGUAACAUGGUAGGCGGACUAAAUCAGUGUAUAGGAUCCCUUAUCUAACUAUGUCCAAGGCGGAGGAGAUCCAACGUGCCACCGAGGCAACACCGCUUGAAACCGAAUGGGUCAGAAACCGUUCCCAGGAAUAGGCUAAUAAACCAAUGACGUUUCCUCCUUUUUCCUCUUCGAUUAAAUGUUUUCAUAUCUGCCUCUCUCUGCCGUCGGAUGAGCCAGCCUGAAGUUAAGAUUCACAAGCGUAAAUGUAGUCCGUAACUUACCCCCGCCUGGAUCUUGCCUGUUGAACUCGGUGGAACUCUUGACAGUUGAAAAUGGAGAAAUCUUCAAUGGGGUUGACUAAGACUGGCUCGCGGUCAACUGCAUCUCUCCCCCCGGAACCGGUGGACAUCAUCCGCAGCAAGUCAUGUUACCGCCGAGUACGGCUCAACGUUGGGGGUCUUCCACACGAGGUCCUCUGGAGAACGUUGGAUAGAUUACCGCGCACCCGGUUAGGGAAACUACGAGACUGCAACACCCACGACUCGCUCAUGGAAGUAUGUGACGACUACAACUUGGACGAGAACGAGUACUUUUUCGACAGGCACCCGGGGGCGUUCACGUCCAUUCUGAACUUCUACCGGACCGGUAAGCUCCACAUGAUGGAGGAGAUGUGCGCCCUGUCGUUCAGUCAGGAGCUGGACUACUGGGGCAUAGAUGAGAUCUACCUGGAGUCCUGCUGCCAGGCCAGGUACCACCAGAAGAAAGAACAGAUGAACGAGGAGCUCAAAAGAGAGCAAGACACCUUGAACGACAGAGAGGGAGAAGAGUUCGACAACACAUGUUGUGCCGAAAAACGAAAGAAACUCUGGGACCUUUUAGAAAAGCCUAGUUCGUCCGUCGCAGCCAAGAUCCUAGCCAUCAUCUCCAUCCUGUUUAUCGGGCUGUCCACCAUCGCCCUGUCCCUCAACACCCUGCCUGAACUGCAGGACACAGACGAAUUUGGACAUGCCUCAGACAACCCCCAGCUGGCCCACGUAGAGGCCGUCUGCAUCGCCUGGUUUACUAUGGAGUACCUCCUUCGCUUCCUCUCAUCGCCCACCAAAUGGAAGUUCAUCAAAGGUCCCUUGAACGUGAUCGACCUGCUGGCCAUCCUUCCUUACUACGUCACAAUCUUCCUGACCGAGUCCAACAAGAGUGUUCUACAGUUCCAGAACGUCCGGAGGGUGGUUCAGAUCUUCCGGAUCAUGCGUAUCCUUAGGAUUCUGAAGUUGGCGCGUCACUCCACAGGGCUGCAGUCUCUAGGUUUCACACUGAAGAGGAGUUACAAUGAGCUGGGUCUACUCAUCCUCUUCCUGGCCAUGGGCAUCAUGAUCUUCUCCAGCCUCGUCUUCUUCGCAGAGAAGGACGAGGAUGACACAAAAUUCAAAAGCAUCCCGGCCUCCUUCUGGUGGGCUACCAUUACUAUGACAACGGUGGGUUAUGGGGACAUUUACCCUAAGACUCUGCUGGGUAAGAUUGUGGGUGGUCUCUGUUGCAUCGCAGGGGUGCUGGUGAUAGCCUUGCCCAUUCCCAUCAUCGUCAACAACUUCUCUGAGUUCUACAAGGAGCAGAAGCGCCAGGAGAAAGCUGUGAAGCGGCGGGAGGCACUGGAGAGGGCGAAACGCAAUGGGAGCAUCGUCUCCAUGAACAUGAAGGAGGCGUUCGCCCGCAGUGCCGAGCUGAUGGAUGUGGUGGUGGAGAAGAGCGAGAGGCCGCUGACGCAAGACAACCACCUGUCACCCAGCCACUGGAAGUGGACACCUAAGCGGGCCACCACCGCCUCCGAGACCAGCUCGGCCCACUCCUUCAACCCUGUGGAGUCGCAGACGGGUUCCCCCAGCAAGGCCAGGGCCUCCAGUCCUCAGGGGCUCAACCCACAGAAGCUGGAGGAGAUGUAUAACCAAAUGGCCAAGACCCAGUCACAGCCCAACCUCAACGCCAAAGACAAGAGCUCCAGGGCUGGCAGGCAGAGGGAUAGGGAUGAGAUAGAGCUGGGGACCAUCCCUGGGGGUCCAGGGGACCCUAUGCUAGGGGGUCGAGAGGGGGUGGGGGACAUGAAGAGCCUGUCUAGUAUUGACAGCUACAUCAGCUGUGCUGCAGACUUCCAAGAGAAUCCACGUGGUGUCUACGCCCAUAGUCCAGCCUACGGCCUGGCCCUCCUGGCCCAGGAGACCAGCCGCUUCUCCCAUAUCAACCCAGUCACGGCCCUCUCUGGGCGGGUCAGCACCAACCCUGGCCUCCAGACCACCCUGGAGCAUGAGCCCUUGCUGGAUCCACUCUCUGCUGUGAAGUCUGCAGGUUCUGGCAACACUCGUAACUUUAACAACCCUCUAAAGGGUGGUGGCCUUUCUUACAAGGUGAACUACCGGAGCAGUGGAGGGGAGUCAGUGCCAGGACCAGGCCCAGGCCCUUCCCCCAGCAGCGGUGGUCCUCUCUCAGACAGUUCCGUCCUGUCUAACCGCUCCCUGCUCAGCCCAGAGACGUCCAUCUACACCACGGCCAGCAGCAGGACACCGACCAAGUCCCCUGACAGCUCCACCCUGACCACAGCCCUGACCUCCACACCGGCCGUUUUCACUUUCCACGACUCCUCCAUCAGUAAGUACAUUGACGCCGACACAGACGAAGACGAGCACCUGCGGGACAUGUCGGAUGCCACCAGCCCCUCGGAGCGCCUGCUGGCCGGCUCCAGUCCCCCCAAACACAGCAGGAACAUCAACAGCGGCUACAACCAGAGAGGCAUCAACCACCUGGCACCAAGCAGCACCCAGCGGAUGCUGGGGCAGAACUGCCUAUUCCCUGGCCUGGAUGGGGGGACGCGGGGGAGCGGGGGCCACACGGAGAACCAUGUGGUUCCAGAGCUGCCCCGCAGGUCCAAAGGGGACAGAGGAAGGUCUAGUACCAUGGACAAGAGUCUCUGAGCUACAGAUAUAGGGCAGAGCAGAGGAUAGCACGGCCAGCGUUAAGGGAGCUGGAGCAAGGAAUACUUAUGUCAGGGACAUCCAGAGAAACACAGACAAGGUACUGUGUGGAAGGCAGAGAAAGUGAUAGAGAAAGAGAAAGUAAGAGAGUGAAGGAAAGAGACACACUGUGCAGAAUCCCUUUACAAACUGACAGAAAGGGCCAGGAAGGGAGAGAGAUUCAUGGCAGCGUUUGGGCUGUGGUGUGGUGUUCAAUACUAUGGGAAAAGACUUGCAGGACAGAUAAAGAACACUCUCCCUUUUCUCCCCCCCUUCCUGUUAGCCACGGUACACAAGCUACCACAGAACUGGGCAGAAAACUCCCACAAACCCAACUGAGCAGGGGCCCCACAGGGAGACGUGGGAGCAGGUCAAAGCAGAGCAUGCUGGGAAGGGACAUGGUCUGUUGGUUGGUUGAGGCUGUGGUGGUCCAUUUCAGUGGCUAUGGGGUAAGAGGCAGGAUGAGGGGUGAGGUGGGAAACAGCAAGACAGUCAUCCCCUAUAUUCUCCCACAGGUCUAUAUAUAUCAGCUGACCACUGUCCCAUUCCGCCCAGCCCAGCUCACACUGUAGAAAACUACACUCUUAGAAAAAGGUUUUCCAAAAGGGUUCUUUGGCUGUCCCCCAUAAGAUAACCAUUUUUGGCUUCAGAUAAAAACCUUUUUUGUUCCAAGUAGAACCGUUUGGAUUCCAUGUAGAACCAUCUGUGAAAAGGGUUCUACAUGGAACCCAAAAUGGCUAUAUUUUGAAACAGAAGGGUUCUACCUGGAACCAACCUUUUAGGUUCUAGAUAGCACCUUUUUUUCUAAGAGUGUAGGGAGGAGUUACGGUAGACGCCAAUAAGCUACUUACUAGUGCCCCCCUAGACCCGAACCUGGCCUUAGUCAUAUGUGAGUGUGUGUGUGUGUGUGUGUGUGUGUGUGUGUGUGUGUGUGUGUGUGUGUGUGUGUGUGUGUGUGUGUGUGUGUGUGUGUGUGUGUGUGUGUGUGUGUGUGUGUGUGUGUGCGCGUGCGUGUGUGUGUGUGUGCAUGUGUGUUUGAGUGAGUUGGCGUGUACGUGUUUAAAAAGAUAUCCACACUUUUAGAUUGUCUCACCUGAUUUAUUUUUAUAUAAAUAAAGUAGGUUACCUAUAGAAAUGUGUGAUUUGCUAGUCUGUUGUGUCAUGACCAUAACUGUUUGAGUAAUUCUGUAUGACAUAUUUCUAGACAAGUUACAGUUGCUGGAGGUUUACAAUCCAGACUCAUCUUAGGGAAAACCACAGUCUGUCAAAAAGAGUCUUGUUCUGCUUGGUACCGUUUCUUUAUCACAUAGUAAGAGUAGAGGACCACAUUUGAUCUGACAUUUCUGUCUGUGAAUGUCUUGAUUGUGUGUCGUUUUAUUUUUAUUGCAUUGGGUUUGAGUCAGAGGGGAAUGGUUGAAAGAAACCUAAUCUUUUUGGUAUUAAAGUCAGGAAUCAUAAAUAUCCCUGAAGAUCUUUUGCAUCAAACACACAUUUAGGAGAGCUCUCCUCCAAGACAUGCAUGUACCAAACAGCCUGCCUCUUCCUCCCAGUCAUACCACCAAGACACAAGGGGCUCGAUUCAAUCCAUAUCGGGGAAACUCAGCGUAACUGCGUUAUUGAAACUGAAAAGCAAUGUUUCCGCGUUAGCAGAGAAUGCAUUCAUGGUAAACACUGCAAGUGUCAGCUCAAUAGGAAAUUACAUUUACAUUUCAAGUGCGCUUUCAUUAACGCUUCAAGCAAUACAGAUUAAAUAGAGCCCAGAGUUCAAAAGAGUCACUUCAGCUGAUGUGCUGAGAUGUGUAAAAGAAAAAUGACCUGUUUAUUUUUAUGGUACUUUAUAAAGAAUGUGGUGAACGGAUUUAUGAACCUAUAUUUCCAAAUCCAAGCAAACAUUUAUGAUAUAUGUUCAGAUUUAAAGUGAAACAUUGAUAAAGCUGACAUAACAUGCAUCAUCAUCAUUUUCCUUUCAACAACAUAGAGCCAAAGACUGGUCCAUUUUGAACUGUAGUUGGAAUGAGCGAGAGAAAGAGAAAGAUCCCCCAUACAGUACUCCUUAGGUUGCAGUAUAAGUCUGAACAGCAUAUUAAUUCAAAAGAGGGAAGAGUGUUACUUCUCACUUAUCCAGGAAACCUAGUUACAGGUUUUGAUUGAAUAGCAUGUCUAGUCUUUUUGAGUGCAUCUGCAUUCAUCCGCACACAGACAUACAGACAUAUUGAAAGGACAGCCCAUACACAGGUAUACAAUAUCUACAAGAUAGCUCCAGGCCUGCCCAGUUUCCAUAGUAACAAGCUCCAUCCUGGCAAGGCUGAUACCAGAGCUGCAUAGCUCUGCUAAUUGGGGUGGGAAUGUCUAAUUGUAUCGAAAUGCAUGCAUUCUUUAGGUUUACACAGUUUGCACACUCAAACAUACAGUAGUUGUUACACAGGAGUGCACGUAGACAAAGAAACAUCCUGUAACCACCCAUUCCCCCCUGCCUAGUUUUGAAUAAAUGCAUGAUAAUGCAUUCUGAAGAAUAGACGUCACAGUGCAUAGAUAUCACUGAAGAUGCUUAUAAAUAAAAAAAUACAGACCCACAACACUGUCCACAUACAUGUUCAUGUGUUCGUCCUUGGCUCUCUUCCUCUUCCUCUUUCUGAGAAAAGUCCGUGUGAAAAGGUGAGAACAUCGCAUCUCCAGAGACGCAUUUUUCACACCGAUUCCUGUCUGAGCUGGAUCCGAGCGAGGGGAGCUAUGUGAAAAGAAUAGUAAUGACUGUAGAAAGGGCAGAACCUCUGAAAUACUGUGUAUGUGUGUGUGUUAUUGUCAUGUUUAAAGGGACUGAUGCUCAGCCGAAGGCUUCCACUUUGUUAGACAUUAGCUAGGUUUCUAUCCAACUGGCGACAGAUUUUCAUACGAAUAUUCUAAAAUCCACAUAACAACAAUAUGCGCAUUUUCCCACCAGAGAUGUGUUUCCAUCAAAUUGACUUGUUGCGGAUAAAGGCAUGUGCGUGAUGAUUUAGGCCUAUUGAACAUACAAAAAAUAAUUUUGACGUUAUAUUCCAAUGUACCGAAUAAACUAAAUCUAUGUUUAAUGGGUUUCCAUCGCAUUUUCAAAUCUACUGAUGGCUUUGUCACACUAAAUUUUGCGUUAAAUAGCAAGUGUGUCCACUAUGGUUUUGGCAUAUGCGCUCUAGUCAAUAGGCUACCUACCUGCAUGAUGAGUAUAUUAUGGAUAAGAGCGAUAUUAUUUUUAUUUGUCAAACGGCAGCCAAGCAUCCUUCAUCAUGUCAACAGAAUGAGACCCUUGAAAUGUAUUGGAAAGAAGGAAGCUCACCACCGUGCACCUCCACAACCCUGUGAAGUUCACCAUGAUUUAUUUCAUCCGUAGCCUAAUAAACUGCAUGCGUUCCCGAGUCAUAACCGGAGGACCACACAACAUAUCGCAUGACUAAAUUUACUUCGAUAUUAUGGUUAUUAUUAAUAUUUGAGGACAAAGUGUUUCCACCACCAAUUCUUGCAUAAUUCAUUUUACCAACACAAAAAGAUCCCACCUUGUCUGGCAUAUUCUGUUUUGUCAACAUUUGUAGAGUUUACCGACACAUUUUCUGUUUCCAUCAGGCCUGUCAUGACAUUUUUUUUAAUCCGACAUGUACAUUAAAUUUAUCUGGAAACUUGGUUAAUGUUAACAUCCCACCUUGUUGAACCAACGUAGAAUAUACGUUGAAUUGACGUCGGUGCCAGUGGGAUGGAUGAUUAGAACUGUAGAGUGGACAUUCAAUGUCACUGUUUUGUGUUCAUUAUUUUCACAACGCACUUCAAAUCCAUCUCGUUAAAUUGGCUGUCAUCUGUAUGGCGUUGGCUUCUUGUGCACUGUCUAAUACGGAGUUGUGUUGCUGUCCCAUAUGUUUCACAUAACCAGGCAUCAUGUUAUGCUCUCACUGCAAGAAUACAUAGUGGGAGUCAGGGACAGUUUUGUCACGUAAAAUAUCUCUUUAAAAGAAAGAUGACAAUCAAUUCUUCAUGAAUAGACAUGAUAUACAUUGUAGCAUUGCUAUGAGAUGAUCCUGUGGAGAGUAUUCGGUUGGAAAGACUAACUGGAAAACACAUCUUGGACACUUUACAGAAAGGAAAUAGCCACUGAUCGCCUUUACAUGUUUGUUUUGGUAGAAUGAUUCUGGACAAUGUUCUGACAAGGUGAAAUGUGUUUACUGCUAUACUGUGACCACUGACCAAUGUGUUUAAAAAAAAGUUUAUGUAAAUUUGCUGCUAGUCUUUGUAUUUUUUUUCUUUCUUAAAGGGCACUUUAUACAUCAGUCUCUCUCCAUCUCUGAGUGAGUCACCCAACAUCGAAACGUCUUGUAGCGUACAAGAGCUUUAACUUUUACUGUAGUCCUGAACAAAAGGGUUUCUGAUGUCAAAGGAUUUGUAAGUGUUAUGUUUUAAUGAGAAAGCACAAUCAAGUGACUCCUUUUAUUUAUCAUAUUUUGAUAAGAUAUGAAUAACAUACAAUUUAGGAAUUAGACAAAUGCCAUUGAAAUUGAUGUUGGGAUUUCAGGGUUAGGGUCCAUUUGAAAUGCUUGGUAAAUUGGAAUUCAAUUCGAGAAUUGGAUUUGGAAAUGUAAUAGAUUUGAAAGAGAUCCCAACGAGUCAUUCCCAACCAGUCAUUGUAACAUACAGAAAUUCCAGGGAACUGAAGGGGGGAAAAAAUAUUUGACAGACUUUCAGACUAUCCCCACCUCUUCUUCUACUGUUGUUUUUGUAGGUCUCUAGGCUACUGUUUGUUUUGUAAUAUUUUUACCUGUCGACUUUCUAAUGCUGUAAGUUGUUGCUGUAUAAAUGUUCUGUUGUUCGAUCGAUGCAUGUCGUAACUUUGGAGCCGUGACUGGGUGUGAAACAUGCACAACGCCAGUUUAACUGUCCUGUAAAAAGUGUCUCAAUGUCCCAAGAUCUUUCUAUUUCUUUUAAAAAGGCAACAUUCCCCUUGGAUGACUGAAAAUUCAAUAAAAGUCUAAUUAAUGAA
Messenger RNA from Oncorhynchus kisutch (coho salmon), 8067 nucleotides. RefSeq names its product potassium voltage-gated channel, Shab-related subfamily, member 1 (gene kcnb1). Gene Ontology annotation, molecular function: delayed rectifier potassium channel activity; protein binding. Lineage: Eukaryota; Metazoa; Chordata; Actinopteri; Salmoniformes; Salmonidae. Bases 402 to 3029 code for a protein of 875 amino acids. Gene Ontology annotation, biological process: action potential; protein homooligomerization; potassium ion transmembrane transport. The transcript is spliced from 4 exons. Gene Ontology annotation, cellular component: membrane; voltage-gated potassium channel complex. The record is from RefSeq and is a predicted model, not a curated record.